Messenger RNA from Scylla paramamosain (green mud crab), 3442 nucleotides. Its product is annotated as zinc finger CCCH-type with G patch domain-containing protein-like. The record is from RefSeq and is a predicted model, not a curated record. Lineage: Eukaryota; Metazoa; Arthropoda; Malacostraca; Decapoda; Portunidae. The transcript is spliced from 10 exons. Bases 1187 to 2806 code for a protein of 539 amino acids. Gene Ontology annotation, molecular function: DNA-binding transcription repressor activity, RNA polymerase II-specific; RNA polymerase II cis-regulatory region sequence-specific DNA binding; metal ion binding. Gene Ontology annotation, cellular component: nucleus. Gene Ontology annotation, biological process: negative regulation of transcription by RNA polymerase II.
UAAAUUCAUGGUCUCUUAAUUAUUAGUUGCUGUGCUGGCGAGUAAGUUUUGGGAGGGGAUGAGAUGGCUUAAGAUGGUCUAUGUGUGCUCUUCACCACAUAAUGCUCUGCCUCCUGACUGGCUUCUAUACUUUUUAACAAUGUGGACGAUUAUAUGGACUGCUUUAUUGUCCUCACAUGGUGGGAUGGUUGGCUGGGUGACAGAUCUGCACUGGUGACCAUUUUGGCACUGGGAAGAACUGGUAUUGGGGAAUAUUGAGAUAAAGCUAGCCUACUGUUUUCCUGACUAAACUAUUUUUCCAGUAGUUUUAGGCCUGUUUUGAAUUAAUCUAUAUGUUGGUUUUCCCGCAAAUCAUUAGUUUUUAUUUUUAACCCACCCUCCCCAACACCCCAUCAGAAACUAAUGUUUUGUGGUAAAAAUGAAAAGCAGAUUAAUACAAAACUGACUGAAAUCUAUCAGAAAAAAUAGUUUCAUCCUCACAAAUAAGUAACACAGCAGUAACACACACAAUAUUCCCACUUGCCCAUGGCUGCCAGCAGGGUGUUGACACCACCACCACCACCUAACCCAACCUAAUCUAACCAAACUAACUUAACCUAAUAAACUAAUCUAACCUAAUUAACUAAACUAAACUAACCUAACCUAACCAAACUAAUGUAACCUAACUAAACUAACAACCUAACCUAACUAAAGUGAUUUAACCUAACCAAAUUUGCCUACCCUAAUCCAACUGGCAAGACCAAGAAAUGAAUAUGAAGUCAUUACCUUAUUUAUCUUCAUAAAAUCUGACAAUGCACUGGAAAUAAUCAAUGCGACACCCGAUGACAGACGUCUUCCUCAGACUAAUUCAAAUAUUUCAAAUUGAGCUGCUUCUCCCUCCACAGGGUGAAAUAAAACGCCAUGACUGGCUAAAUUAAUUCUGUAUUUUUUGAUUGGCCAGUGGUUGCAUUCUCAAACAAAAGAACUGAUCACUGUGACUAAUUACACAUUUGUGCAACAGAUGUGACACAUGCAUGCACGGACGAACACGCCUUCACCAGGGUAGACCAGUGCCCAACUAUCCAUCACACACGUGGGUGUGGCACUUCCAGCACCUGAUUUUCUAAUCCUGUUUAAGCAUCUAUAUCAAGCAUGAAAAUAUGGUGAUGAAGCCCUGUGGGAAGAGAAUAAUACCUAACAAAUAAUCAUGACUGCAGAGGAAUUAUUGGCAUCCAUAGAAGUGUAUCAGAAACAGUUGCAGCAAAUUGAAGAGGCACUUGCAGCUGCUGGAAAUGAAGAUAAAAAUCAACUGAAAGAAUUGCAAGCCAACCUUCUGCAGCUUCUUGAGCUUACACUACAACAGUUGAACCAGCAGCCACUCAGUGAUGAAGUAAAGGGUGACAGAGGAUCCAACAGCAAAGAACAAGCCACAGAAAGCAUCAGUCCAUCUAAUAAUACAAAUGAAGACAACAAUCUAGAUGAUGAAUUUGCACUUUUCAAGUCUGAAAUUGCAGCCAUAGUAGGAGAAGAUGUGCCUGAGGAAGAAACUGCAAAAUUUUCAAAAGAGGAACUUGAAGCAAUGGUAGGAAAUCAUUACAGAGCACCUUUCACAGAGAAGUGGGGAGGUCUCUCCUAUCACAAUGUUGUCAUCCUCAGUCUGGUUACAGAGGAUGAAGGAAACAUUAACUUAGGAAAUCCAGAGGUGAAAGUACUGUAUAGUCAGCCAACCUCUACACAAAUGCUUACCUGCCGCUUCUUCCUCUCGGGCCACUGCAAGUACUCAGAGGACAAGUGUCGCUUCUCUCAUGGAAAAGUUGUUCCCGUAUCAGAAAUAAAGGAAUAUAGAGAUCCAGAUUAUGAUGCUUUAGUACCUGGCAGCCGUGUGUUGGUGCAGCACAGCAGUGAUCUCUGGACAAAUGCAACUGUACAGGACAUUCUGGAAGACAGAUCAGCAUUCUGCAUUAAGUAUGACAAGAACAAGGAGAUUGCAGAAGUGACAGCAAUGCAGCUUGUUCCUCUUUGUUGUGAGGACAGUGUGGAACAAAAUAGUGAUGAUGAUUAUGAUGAUGCUGAGAUGUUGAAGGGGCCUGAGUUCACCAAAGACACAAGCCCAGACAGCAGUGAUGAUGAAGGGCAAAUCUUUAUCCCAAGUGCAAACUGGUGCCAGAAUUCUUUAUCAUGUCGGCUUGGAGAAUGGGAAAAGUACACUAAAGGCAUUGGAUCCAAGUUGAUGAUGAAGAUGGGUUAUGUAGUGGGCACCGGUCUGGGUCGUGAAGGAGAGGGACGUGUGGAGCCUGUGACUGCCUAUGUGUAUCCUCAGGGAGUUUCUUUAGAUCGCUGUAUGGAACUUCGAGAAGCAUCCAAUGGUGAAGAGUUGCUAGAAGUUGAAAAACGACUUGAUAGAGAGAAAAGAAAAGAAGAAGCUAAAUCAGCUCAGGUUGCAGAGAGACUGAGGAAGCAGACAUCUGUAUUUGACAUCAUCAAUAAAAAGCUUGGAGGGAAAGGUCACACCUCUGAAGAUGAUGCUGAUGACCUCAAGCAAAAACCAUCUGUGAAUAUAUGUUCAACUGUUCUGCAGAAGGAUACUGCUAAAAACCUGAACAUGAAAAACUAUCAGAUCAGUGAAAAUAUUCGACAGCUAGAAAAGGAAGUGCAAAAGAUGGAAAAGGCAAAACUUCGCCAAAGCAAUAACAAAGCUGCACUUGGUAUAAUAAACACUAAACUACAAGCCAAAAAGUCAGAACUACAAAAGUUUAAAGAAGCUGAGUUGAAGGUACAAGGAGAGCAACAGAAGAGAAGGGACACUAAGAAAUACUGUGUUUUUUAGGCUAUAAAUGUAGUGUAUAUAACAUACUCACCCGGUUACUUUAUACAAUAAUCUUGUCAUUUUACUUAUUUUGUACCACACAUUUGCACUCUUACACACACACACACACACACACACACACACACACACACACACACACACACACACACACACACACACACACACACACACACACACACACACACACACACUUUGUUAGCUCAGUGAUAAUAUUUUGAGGUUCAUGUCCUUUUGAUUGCUGUAGGUUUUUGCUGAUGAGUAAAAAUCUUUCACUUCCUGAGUAAGGGGAUGAAGAGUGAGUGUGUUGUGUAAAAGGUCUUAUCUUUACCUUUAGCAGGAGUUUAUAGAUGAGCUCUAAGCUCUCACCAGGACAGUAAUUUCUGGCAAAAGUUGUUAUUUAAGAAGAAAAAUUGAGAUAUUUAAAGGGAUACAGGGGCUGGAAUGGUAGACAUAGGAGUGUGAUGAUGAGAAUAUAGUACAAAAUAAGAAAGAAUUAAAUGUUUAGAUAGUUCAUAUAAAUUAUAAUUUCUUAAACAGAAGUAUUGAUAAUUAGGAAGAUUUGAAGGUAGGAAUGGUGCAAUUAAGGAACAUCCAUGAUUUUAAAAUGUAAUUGGAUGUACAAUAAAUGCAGAAAAA